GUGUAGCCAGCCAACCACUACACCCAAUAACCACAAACCCAACUGUUUUACGACCCGGAACGACCUCCCCUAAACGCGACCCUGAUCUAGAAUGACAAGACAAGACGCUUUAUAACACAACCCGGAACUUAGACCUACUAGAAUGACUCUCUAAUGUGACCCGGCAAUUGGAAUCCACCAGAACGAUGCACUAUAACACGACCCGAAGUUAAGAGGACAUGAAACGACUCUCUACAACACAACCCUGAAAUAAGACUCAAUAGGUGACGCUCUAUAAUGCAACCCAGAGCUAUGAUGACCCAAAAUGACUAUCCACAAUAUAACCUUGAUUUAGGACACUAGAAUAAUCCUUAUUAACACAACCUUGAUUUAAAUCCCCUAGAACGCCUAACCAUAACACAAUCCUGAUCUAUACCAUCAUCAACACAACCUUGACUUAAGACUCCGUAGAAUGACCUCCCUGUAACACAACCUUGAUUUAAGACCCCAUUAUACUAUACAACGUUAAUCUAAGACCCCGAUAAAGACCUCCAGAACACAACCUUGAUCUAAGACCCCCGAGAAAGACUUCCAUACCACAACCUUGAUUUAAACCCUCCAAGAACGCCUGACCACAACACAACCCUGAAGAAAUGACCGGACAGAAGGUGUAUGACACAUGUGAAGAGGCAAACCUGCAGGUGUAGAAGCCAACCACACCUACUUAGAAAACCCAUAUACUGUAUGUGCUUACCUGGUGAUAGUGACGUCAUCUGUAGACACCUGUUGGUUGUGACGUCAUCUGUGUACACUUGUUGAUUGUGACGUCAUCUACACACUUUUGAUAGUGACGCCAUCUGUAGCCACCUGACAGUGAUGUCAUCCGUGUAAACAUCUGAUAGUGACGUCAUCUAUGUACACCUGCUGCUUGUGACGUCAUCCUCCCAUACCUGUUGAAAUAGAGCUCAUGAGACGACUCAACAAACGCUGGGCAGACUAGGAAUUAAACCCCAUUUAAAAGUCGACAUUAAUAAACUUAAAAUCAACUUAAUUAAAAGAAACUUGAAUACAGAGUUGAGUGUCAGAGAUAAAGUUUAUGUUUACAUUAAAGAACUUAGUAGAGAGAGGUUAGAGGUGAAGGAAUAUUAAGUUUAGAUUUUUGUCAAUGUUUUCUGGUUUCUAAGUUAGAGUGUUGGUUUCUGAAGUAACUUACUGGAAUAAUAAGUUAUGUUUUUUUCUAGUUUCUAAGUAAGUUAUUGUCUUGAUCUCUAAACUAAUUUAUUAGAAUGUUAUUUUUGUUCAAUGUUUUGUGGUUUUAAGUUCGGAUAUUGUGUUGGAUUUCACUUGGCAAGGUUUUCACUUGAUAAGGAAGGCAAAGGGCAAGACACUGUAACAGAAAGCUGAUAAAACAAACUGCAUAGUAAGAAGAAGAAUAUUGAUCUUCACGUAGGGAAAAACUUCUAUCAGAAAGUCGGUCAGGUGAGAGAGAGAGAGAGAGAGAGAGAGAUGAGAAAGUCUUCAUCAAGGAGUAUUAGACACAGGUAGUCAGGCAAGGACAGGUGAGCCGCUACACCAAGUAAUUAGUCGCCAGGUGAGGGAGGGGGAGAGAUAGAGCAGAGAGAGUGACAGUGAAGGAGAUAUAUAGAUAAAGUGAGAGAAAGAGUGAAAAUGAGAGCGAGUGAGGAAGGUAGAGGGGAAAUAGCAGUGGCAAUAUCAAACUAGUACUGAAAUAAUAGUAUUCCAUAUAAGAAUAGCAGCUAGCAAAAAGGGAACAAUUAGCUAGCCAGGAAUCAUGCUUGUAUCGACCUACUAAUCCAAAUAGCUUAAAAGCUUGCUAGGUGAAUUAAAAGACAGUGAAAGAUAGUUGUCCUAGCUAAGAAAAACAAGUGGUGUAUGCUAGGUCCGGCUUGGCAUUAUCCCAGCAAUUCGUAGGUGCAUUAAGGAAUGAUUUGCUUGCAAGAAAAUGAAUGCUUUAAGUCACAAACGUUCAAAUAGGAACCUAGAGACGUGUAAGUUAUUAAGAAACAGUUUUGCUUGCAGGAAAUACAACACCUUCAACUCACAAGGGGCUACAUUAAGAAAGGAUUUGCUUGCAAGAACUACGCCAGCUUUAAGCCACAAGGGUGUAAGAUACUAGGUCAAACUCUCUACAGUGUAUUAAAAACGUUUGCUUGCUAAAAACAUUUGCGUCAAGUCACAGGGAUCUUUAAAGUGUAUUAAAAACGUUUGCUUGCUAAAAACAUUUGCGUCAAGUCACAGGGAUCUUUAAAGUGUAAUAAAAACGUUUGCUCGCUAACUAACGAGUGCUUCAAUUCACAGGGACCCUCUAGUGCAUGAUAAACGUUUGCUUCAAGCCACAGGGCCAUCUAAAAUGCAUUAAAAACGUUUGCUUGCUAAAAAAUAAACUGGUUCAUGGUAAAAGGAGCUGUUACGUGAAUCAAGAAACAGUAUCAGCAACACGAAGACUCAGCUACAAGCGUCCUUACAUCACCCGAGACCCUAAGACCCUGCUGAAGGUAUCUAAAAGACCGGGUGUUUAAGCAACACUCCUGGGGAACUGGCUAAGAGGCAUCCUGAUCUAGCCUGAGGACCUGAGUGUGAUGUAGCAGCAGAAGGAAGAUAGACUAGUGUUCCUGAGUGUUCCUAUCAAUAAGCCAGGGGCGUCUCAGUGCCACUUAAGGACCUCGACGUGAUCUACAUCAAAUAAAAUAUGCGAAGGUGUUUCUUAGGGAUCUGAGAGACGCACCACCUCCUCCCAGCUCCACCAUCAACAAAGCAGGAACGUCUCAGUGCCACUUAAGGAACUUGAUGUGAUCUACCUCAAGGAAAAUAUACGGUGUUUCUGAGGGAUCUGAGAGACGCGCCACCUCCUCCCAGCACCCACAUCAAUAACCCAUAAAAGUUUCAGUGCUAGUUAAGAACCUAAACAUUCCUCCCAGCUCAAGGAAGAAAGGCAAAAGUGUUCCUGAGGGAUUUGAGAGAGACAGCCCCUCCUUCCAGCACCACCAUCAACAAACCUGGGGCGUCUCAACACCAGCUAAGAGCCUCGGACGGUAGGAUGUUGAGUCUGGAUGCCACAGUGCACAUCCUAUGGCUGGGGACGCCCGUGGCAGCAUGUGUGAGCGGCGCCUGUGUGCUGACGGCUAUAGGAGGAAGCUCUUGGCUCACCUCAGAGGAAAGGAUCCCUAACCCCUCCUACAGGAACGGCUCCUCCAAGGUCGAGUAUCUCACUAAGUGUACAGUCAGCGGUCUCUUUACACUCUGUGCUACUGAAGUAGGCAAGACGGAGUUCAGGUGUUCUAAGAUUGACUACUUUCCCUCGGAGACUUACAGCCCUGACCCACACGAUUCAACUACUGCCAUACCCUACACGGUGCUCAAGUCAGUGGGUUACUUCCUGACGGCGGCGGUGCUGUUGGGCGUGGCUGAGGUACUGUGUCUCAAUGGUCACUGCUGCAGAAGACGACGAUUCUUCACCUUCGUCUCAGGCAUCAUCUUCGUCGUGGCAGGCUUGGUGAUGAUGCUAGGCGUGGUGAUCUACAUAGCCACACUCAAGGGGGAAGUCGGUGAUAAGUUAAGACCCAGAUCAUCAUUCCAGCCUCCGAGAUUCACCUACUCUUACGGCUGGUGUUUCCUUCUAUUGAUGCUCGGCUUUGUGACGACUGAGACCGCUGGUAUAACUGCUAUAUUCCUCUAUAUCUACUGGCAUAAGCGUGAGUGGCAACAGAAAUGUCAACAAAGCUUGAUGGUAGGAGCCCCACCACGCCCACUCAUACACGGCCCCCACACUCUCACCUGCCGCGCCCCACGCCCCCCAUCCUCCCCCAGGUCAGGUGGUCACUACAUGUUGGAGUACUCGCUGGACCCCCAACACCGCGAUAGCCUCCACCACAACCACGUCCCCAACCACUACACCCCAACGACGCACCACCUCAACCAACUCCCUCCCAACCCUCAUCGGUAUGAUAACCACGUCAACCGUCAGGAGGGCCGUCAGCACCGUCAGCAACGUCAGGACCGUCAACAACAUCGUCAGGACUCAGGGAGGAGCCAGAAAGUAGCUCUACACAACGCCAGUGAUUCACUCGACCGUCGGAGUGCGUCCUGUCUCCCCGUCAGACGAUCUUCACGACGACGGUCAAGUUGGAGUUCUGACGAUGCUCCUCCCGCCCCUCUCGUUCCUCCUGCACCCCCUCCAGCCACGUCCUUCUCUGAACGGCCUCGUGGAGGACGUUCCCUCACCGACCUCCACAAGGACGUCUGCUGGGACAGGGUGUUGACCUCUGGGGGCGGCGGGUCAUUACCUCGCUCUCAGAAGCUCAGCAGGAGUUUACCGCGGGGAGCCAGUCUGUGUGUGUCCUGGAGCAGUGACGUGCAGGACCGGCCUAUGUCCGCCCCCAGUGCGGGAGGGACGGUGCCCAAGGCUGCCUUUAGGGAUGGAGGGGUGCCGUCCAGGGGCGAGUCCAUGGUCGGAGGGACGUUAAGUCGGAGCGUCUCAUUGGAGAGGGGAGCCCUAACUAGGAGGAGCUCUGUGGAGGGAGGCACCUUACCCAGGGGCUUCACCAUAGAGGGAGGCACCUUACCCAGGGGCAUCUCCAUAGAGGGAGGCACCUUACCCAGGGGCAUCUCCAUAGAGGGAGGCACCUUACCCAGGGGCACCUCCAUAGAUGGAGGCACCUUACCCAGGGGCAUCUCCAUAGAGGGAGGGCUGCUAGCCAGAAGUGCCCCCGUACAAGACCCCCGAAGAUACAACUCCCUCCCCAGGGGCGCGACAUUCAACCGAACAAGAGGCGAGCUCCCUCACCCACAGAGACUCCUGUCUACUGCCGGGGAAACUCCCUGUCCCGCCUGCUGCACCUGCUGUGACUCCUGCUACUACUGUUGUUGUUGCUGCUAUGCUGAGGAAGGUGCAGGCGGUGAUCCCAGGGCUCCCGCACCCUGUAACCUGACCAGACCUGCGGCAGGAGGCCGAUACAACACCUCCUUCCCCUGGCCGUCCAUGACCUGCCCACACGGCGGCACCUCCCCAACACAUCCCCGCCUACCAUGUUCCUCCCCAUGUUCUUCCCCUCCACACCACCUCCCAACCACCCACUCCUCCCACAGCCCUCACCCACACCACUACCCACAGCCCUAUCAGCAAUGUUACCAACAGCACCAAAGGCAGUAUUACCAACACCCCCGAGCAGGGGAGGGGGAACUUCAACACAUGGAAGGUGGAGGUCAUGGUGGUGGCGUGGGGGAGGGGGGUCACUCUCCCCUACCACACCACCGACGUACUACACCUGUUUGAGAAUAAUGACCUACCACAACCAGUUAAACCCAUCACAAACACUACCACCACCACAACCCUCGGAGUCACACACCUGGUUCAAGUACCACUAAAAUGACUGAUAUAGCUAUCAUCACCACUGCCGCCACAGGUACACACACACACACACACACACACACACACACACACACACACACACACACACACACUACCUGCACAAGUACACACACAACACACAACAACAGUAUUUAAACAAAGCCCCAGACUACCCCAGCUAGACCAUAGUUGUAUACCCAGCUCACGUCUGCUAGCCUGGAGACAACUAUGUUUUUACACUAAUACUAAAAGGUGGACUCGCAGCUACAUGACUUACACACAGAUUAAACUUUUACUACCAGGGUUUAGUCUCAAAAGAUCGUAAGUGAAAUUUUUAUGUCGCUGGAGAUACGAGAAUAUAUCUGACUCCUUUUAAUUGUUACAAAGAUGGAUUCUCAAAGGUUCCUAAGUUCAAUUUUCCUCCUAACUGGUGAUGUGAGAACGU
Messenger RNA from Homarus americanus (American lobster), 5792 nucleotides. RefSeq lists its product as uncharacterized. Lineage: Eukaryota; Metazoa; Arthropoda; Malacostraca; Decapoda; Nephropidae. The transcript is spliced from 7 exons. Gene Ontology annotation, cellular component: postsynaptic density membrane; AMPA glutamate receptor complex. Gene Ontology annotation, biological process: postsynaptic neurotransmitter receptor diffusion trapping; neurotransmitter receptor internalization; regulation of AMPA receptor activity. Bases 3038 to 5272 code for a protein of 744 amino acids. Gene Ontology annotation, molecular function: channel regulator activity; voltage-gated calcium channel activity. The record is from RefSeq and is a predicted model, not a curated record.